Messenger RNA from Linum tenue, 408 nucleotides. The record is from the annotation of a GenBank genome assembly. Lineage: Eukaryota; Viridiplantae; Streptophyta; Magnoliopsida; Malpighiales; Linaceae.
AUGGAGAAAAGUAGGAACUCGCUGAUGCUCUGUUUCUCUGCGAUGAUGCUGUGGUUUCUCUCCGCCGCCGCCGCCGCCGCCGGCUAUCUGUACACUCUGUCCUGCAGCCCCGACAAGUACUUCAAGGGCGACAACGAGCUCCGGACGGGCAUCACGGUGGUGCUCCAGAAUCUGGUUCAGUACUCGUCGGAUGCGGGGGGACCCCAUCUCAAUUGGGAAUUCCAAUACCCUGCCGACGAUCCUCACGUCUACGGCGCCGCCUUUUGCCCGUGGCCGGAACCGGAGGAAUGCGGGCGGUGCCUCAGGAGGGCGAGGAAGACGCUCCUCCAUGAAUGUUACCACAGCGCCGGUGCUGUGUUCCGCUCCGAGCUUUGUUACAUGAGAUUUGAGUUUUAUAGUUUUCAUUAA